GUCGACGGGCGCUCCGCCGCCAGCGCCCUCGCGGGGGCGGAGGGCCUCCGCGGGCCGUGCCUCCUCGCGCUGCGGGCGUGGGCGCCCGCCGCCCACGUGCGCGAGGCCGUGCGCUCGGCCUGCACGGUGCCGGCGCAGAGCAGGCAGCGGCAGGAGUUCAGGCAGGCGCUAGAGCUCGAGUACCAGCGGCAGAGGUUCAGGCAGGCGCUGCGGCAGGAGCGGGCCGCGGCGGCGAAGAGCCCCCCCGUGCAGGCCGCGGCGCGCGGGGACAGCGCCCCGGAGGCCCCGGCCCGGGGCGCGCUGCGGCCGGCGAGGGUCGCCGCCAGCGGCGGUGGCCAGGCGCCAGCCGUGAGCAGCGGCAAGGGCUCGGGGCCGGAGGCGGCUGAGACCGGUGCGCGCGAGGGCGCGGACGGGGGGGAGCAGGAGGAGUCCGAGGGGGACGACCGUGGUGGUGGUGGCGAUGCAGAAGUGGAGGAGGUCGGCGACGACGAGGCGCCGCGCGCGGCCAAGGCUGCGGUGCGCGACGACGCGGAGCGACGGGAGGACGAGGAGCGCCCUGCGGCCGAGGCGGUCGCGCGAGAUGGCGAGGAGGAGGGCGAGGAGGAGGAGAAGGAGGAGGAGGCGGAGGAGCAGGAUGAUGAUGAGGAGGAGGAGGGUGAGGAGGAUGAUGAGGAGGAGGAUGAGGAGGAGGAGGAAGGUGCGAGGCGUGCAGAGGGGGAGAAGGAGGAUGAUGAGACACAGCGCGCGGCCGUGGCGGCCGCGCCAGGGGGCGUGGAGGUUGCUGAGCAGGGGGAGAAAGAGGUGGAGACAGAGCGUCGCACGUCCGAGGCUGCUCCCAGGGAGGAGGCGGAGCGGACGGGAGGCGAGGCGCACAGUGAGGAGGAGGAGGAAGAGGCGGAGCACCGGCCCAGGGGCGGAGAUGCCAUGCGGGAAGAUACAGGGCAAAAGCAGGACGAGGAACGGCGUGCGUCCGAGGCUGCCGCGUUGGAGCGGAAGGAGGACGAGGAACGGUCUGCGGCCGAGGCGGCCGCGCGAGAGGCCGCGGAGCGGAACGAGGCUGCGGAGCGGCGCGCGGCCGAGGCUGCCGCGCGAGAGGCCGCGCAGCGGGCGGCGAGGGAGGCGGAGGAGGAGCGGGAGCGGCGCGCGGCCGAGGCGGCCGCGCGAGAGGCCGCGGAGCAGGCGGAGGAGGUGCGGCGCGCGGCCGAGGCGGCCGCGCGAGAGGCCGCGCAGCGGGCGGCGAGGGAGGCGGAGGAGGAGCGGGAGCGGCGCGCGGCCGAGGUGGCCGCGCGAGAGGCCGCGGAGGGGGCGGCCCGCGGGGCCGAGGAGGCCCUGGACGCCCUGCCGCCCUCGAAGGGGCGCACGAACCCGCUGCUGCAGGCGCGGCGGAGCCCUGGGCCGGCGGCUGCGCGGACGCCCGCGGGCGGGGCGGCGCCCGCGGAGCGGCAGGUUGGGGAGCCCGGCGGGCCGCGGGGCAGUGGCGGCCUCGCCGUCGGUGCCCGCGGUCCGCUGCGGCGCGCCCGCAGCGUCGCCGAGGGCGCAAGGCCGCGGGCGUCGUGCGGGCGGGGAGGUCCCCUGGGCCCCAGCGCCCAGGCGCGGCUGGAGACGUCCUGGCAGGCGCAGCUGGAGCGGACUGGCCUGGGCGCGCUUCCGACGUGGCGUCGACCUCUGGCGCUGUCUCCCCGAAAGGGAGGCCUCCCACCGGGUCCGGCGCUGGGCUGGGCGUGCUGGUGGGCCCCCGAGGUGAUGCUCGGAGCAGCGCCCUCGACGGCCUUGGCCGCGGCGCUCCGGCCGAGGCUGCACGUGCCGGGGCGCGCGGGGGCACCGCGGACAUGCUCCUGGGCCCCACCAGGGAUGUCCAGGUCGAGGAGUCGCCCAAGAGGACCACGCCAGCGCUGACCCGGGAGCUCCAGGCGCUGCUGGGCCCCGCCGGGCACGUUCGCACCGAGGGCUCGCCCAAGAGGGCCACGCUCGCCUUGGCGGCCAGCCCAUCCCGCGGCGAGGUGCCCCCUAGGGGGGCCCGGUCUCCGGCUCGGGUGGCCCGGCUUCCCGCCGUGCCGCUCGAGGCGUCGCCCAAGAGGGCCACGCUGGGCCUGGCGGCCAGCCCGCCCCGAGGCGAGGGGCAGUCGAAGAGGGCUCGGUCGGCGUCGCCCAAGAGGAGCAAGCCGCCUCCACAGGUGGCCGGCUCCCGCUCGCCCGCGCGGAGGAGGCGGCAGGACCCUGCCGCGGAGCAGGACGCGGACUGCGCUAACCAGUGAAGCGAAGGGCGCCGGCCGCGGGGCGACAGACGCGGCCCGGCGGGAGGAGUAGG
This is a messenger RNA of Prorocentrum cordatum, 2308 nucleotides long. NCBI's taxonomy places the organism in Eukaryota, Dinophyceae, Prorocentrales, Prorocentraceae. The record is from the annotation of a GenBank genome assembly.